Molecule: messenger RNA, 834 nt
Organism: Eimeria acervulina
Lineage: Eukaryota; Apicomplexa; Conoidasida; Eucoccidiorida; Eimeriidae
Exons: 1
Coding region: 1-834 (277 amino acids)
Source: RefSeq, a predicted model, not a curated record
AUGCCAAUUGUUGCAGCUGAAGAAAGUACUGCCGCUUCAGACAUACCUGCCCGACCGGGCGGGGACGCAGUGGAAAUGCCCGCCACCGCCGCAGCAGCAACAGGUUCUGAUGGUGCUGCUGAUGGUGCAUGCCAACACCAACAGCCCAGCACGGAGGACGAAGCACCUGUGGCUGAGCGGACAGCAUCAGAAGGGGGGCCUUCAGAGCCACCAUUUGCAGAUGGGGACCCUUCAGCAGCAGCCGAAGAGAGAGCAGCAGCAGAGUUGGCGCUCGCAGUGGGAGGCGGUGUGCAUGCACCUCAAAUAACGGGACUGUCUGCGGAAACUACUGCAGAGGCGAACAGGGAGGUUGCAGAGACGCUCCGCUCAGAGGAAGUAGCGGGCUCACCAGAAGAGACCGAGGCGGGGGAACAUCUUCCCCAUGAGCCAAAGCAAACCAUUCCAAGACUCAUGGGUAGGCAGAUGUGGCGGCCGCGGGGUCAGAGACUCAGCUUCGGCCGUCUGUGCAAAGGCAACGCUGCAUCGGGAGGCUGUGUAGGCGACAGCGCUGCAGCAAAGAAGCGGUGGGAGCAGCAUCAGCAGCAGAAGGAAAAGCAGAGAGAAGCCCGCGAUUUUGAGAAACAAGCCCGGGCAAUUAAGGAGAAGGUACGGGUGCAACGCCGCAAACAAAGGGAGGCCAAGCGGCAGCGCAAGAAAGAAAACGAAAUGAAGAGCGCCAAAGUGCAGGUUAUCAAAGAUACCACAAAAAUCAGAAAGUGGAACAAACAAGCCAGAAGACAACUCGUUAAAAUGUCACCAGAGAUGAUCAGACAGCUCUAUGGUGUACAGCUAUGA